CAGUGUGAGGAGUAAAUGGCUCAGAGUAUCCGCGGUGGAAACCGACCUAAACACUGGUGUGGGAACUGAUAAACAAACACAACAAAGCGCUGUGCGUAAAAGAAGCUCUCCACGGCGCGGGCUCCGGGUGCGCACGGAAACUGUGCCAGUGUGUCCAAGAAGCCCAGAAGAGUCCGGCUGGGUUUUUCAUCCUUUCUCAUUUUUUUUGGUUGUUUAUUUUUGCGUGUGUGCGCGUGAGAAACCAGGAUAUCUGAACUGGACAUGUGAGUUACUGGAGUUAACAAGACAAGCAGCCCCUUUUUCUCCGAAGAUGAAGUUCCCCGCUUGCGUCCUCGUCACUUUGGUGGUGAUCCGAUCGAGUGCGGCGCAGUCAGUUUGUCCCGGCACAGAGAACAAGCUGAGCACUCUGUCCGACCUGGACCAGCAGUACCGCGGCCUGAAGAAGCUCUACGAGAACUGUGAAGUCGUCAUGGGCAAUUUGGAGAUUACCAGCAUCGAUCGAAACCGCAACCUCUCCUUCCUCAAGUCAAUCAGAGAAGUGACCGGCUACGUGUUGGUGGCUCUCAACCAGUUCGACUAUCUGCCGCUGGAGAACCUGCGGAUCAUCCGAGGCACCAAACUCUACGAGGGUCGCUAUUCUCUGGCCAUCUUCCUCAACUACAGACGGGACGGAUACUACGGCCUGAGGCAGCUCGGCCUGCGCAACCUCACAGAGAUACUGAAUGGAGGUGUUUACGUGGACCAGAACAAAUUCCUGUGCCAUGCGGACACCAUCCACUGGCGUGACAUUAUCAAGAACCCCCAGGCCGAGUUGUUGGUGGUGCCAUCCAACAACAGCAACCUCGGAUGCAGACGCUGUCAUCGCUCAUGUAAUGGACGCUGCUGGGGCCAUCAGGAGGACCAGUGUCAAACUCUGACAAAGACAGUGUGUGCAGAGCAGUGUGACGGUCGAUGCUUCGGGCCCUACGUCAGCGACUGCUGCCACCGCGAGUGCGCCGGCGGCUGCUCGGGCCCCAAGGACACGGACUGCUUCGCGUGCACCAAUUUCAACGACAGCGGAGCAUGCGUGACCCAGUGCCCUCAGCCGUUCGUGUACAACCCCACGUCUUUUCAGCUGGAGCACAACCCCAGGGCCAAGUACACCUACGGAGCCUUCUGCGUCAAGAAAUGUCCACAUAAUUUCGUGGUGGAUCACAGCUCCUGUGUCCGAGCGUGUCCGAGCAACAAGAUGGAAGUGGAGGAGAACCGGAUCAAGAUGUGCAUCCCCUGUACGGACAUCUGUCCGAAAGUGUGUGAUGGCAUAGGAACGGGCAGCCUGCAGACAGCUCAAACGGUGGACGCCAGCAACAUUAAUAAAUUCGUUAACUGCACCAAAAUCAACGGCAACCUGAUCUUCCUCAUCACUGGCAUCAAAGGGGACAUGUAUCACGGUAUCGGACCUUUGGACCCGGAGCGUCUCAACGUGUUCCGCACUGUGAAAGAAAUCACAGGCUACCUCAACAUCCAGUCUUGGCCUGAAAACAUGACGGAUCUGAGUGUUUUUUCUAACCUGGCAACUAUUGGAGGUCGAUCUCUUUACAGUGGAAGUGGUAUUUCGCUGUUGAUCUUGAAGCAGCGUUGGAUCUCUUCGCUUCAGUUCCAGUCGCUGGACGAGAUCAGUGCGGGAAAUGUCUACAUCUUCAACAACAGCGGCCUGUGUUUCUACAACACCGUCAACUGGACGUCGCUGUUCAGGACCCAGAGCCAGAAAGUUCUGAUCCGCAACAACCGAGACCCAAAAGAAUGCACUCAGCAGCGGAUGGUGUGUGAUCGGAUGUGUUCGGACGACGGUUGCUGGGGCCCGGGGCCCGAUCAGUGUCUCUCCUGUCGAUAUUUCAGACGGGGACGCACCUGCAUCGAGUCCUGCAACCUCUUUGAUGGGGAGGUGCGUGAAUUCGCCAACGGAUCCGUGUGCCUGGAGUGUGAUAGCCAGUGUGAGAAGAUGGAUGGGAACACCAUGACGUGUCUUGGCCAGGGCCCGGACCAAUGUGUAAAAUGCCUCCACUUCAAAGAUGGACCCAACUGCGUGGAGAAGUGCCCCGAUGGAUUGCAGGGGGCCAACAGUUUUAUCUUCAAGUACGCCAAGGCCAACAACGAGUGUCAUCCCUGCCAUGCCAACUGCACCCAGGGGUGCGUCGGGCCGAGACUCCAGGAUUGUGUCGGGAUGAUGGACAGGACACCGCUAAUAGCAGCUGGCAUUAUCGGCGGCCUAUUCAUCAUCGUCAUCCUGGCGCUCAGCGUGGCCGUUUAUGUUCGACGCAAGAGCAUCAAGAAGAAGAGGGCCUUGCGGCGCUUCUUGGAGACCGAGCUGGUGGAGCCCCUGACCCCCAGUGGAACGGCCCCCAACCAGGCUCAGCUGAGGAUCCUGAAGGAGACGGAGCUGAAGAGGGUCAAGAUUCUGGGAUCAGGGGCGUUCGGAACCGUCUACAAGGGCAUCUGGGUCCCAGAAGGUGAGACAGUGAAGAUCCCCGUGGCUAUUAAAAUCCUCAACGAGACCACCGGCCCUAAAGCCAACGUGGAGUUCAUGGACGAGGCCCUCAUCAUGGCCAGCAUGGAGCACCCCCACCUGGUUCGUCUGCUGGGCGUGUGCCUGAGCCCGACCAUCCAGCUGGUCACCCAGCUCAUGCCACACGGCUGCCUCCUCGACUACGUGCACGAGCACAAAGACAACAUCGGCUCGCAGCUGCUGCUCAACUGGUGUGUCCAAAUCGCCAAGGGGAUGAUGUACCUGGAGGAGAGGAGGCUGGUCCACAGGGACCUGGCGGCCCGGAACGUUCUGGUGAAGUCGCCCAAUCACAUCAAGAUCACCGACUUCGGCCUGGCGCGGCUGCUGGACGCCGACGAGAAGGAGUACAACGCAGACGGGGGCAAGGUUGGUAUGCCCAUUAAAUGGAUGGCUCUGGAAUGCAUCCACUACAGGAAGUUCACCCAUCAGAGUGACGUAUGGAGUUACGGAGUGACCAUCUGGGAGCUGAUGACAUUCGGAGGCAAGCCGUACGACGGCAUCCCCACGCGAGAAAUCCCAGACAUCCUGGAGAAAGGGGAGCGUCUGCCCCAGCCGCCCAUUUGCACCAUAGAUGUGUACAUGGUCAUGGUUAAAUGCUGGAUGAUUGACGCAGACAGCAGGCCGAAGUUCAAGGAGCUGGCUGCCGAGUUCUGCAGAAUGGCCCGUGACCCCCAGCGGUACCUGGUCAUCCAGGGAGACGACCGCAUGAAGCUUCCCAGCCCCAACGACAGCAAGUUCUUCCAGAGCCUUCUGGACGAGGAGGACCUGGACGACUUGAUGGAUGCUGACGAGUAUCUGGUGCCUCGAGGUUUCAACAUGGCUCCUCCGUCGUACACAACCAGGCCUCGCAUCGACUCCAACAGAAACCAGUUUGGCUAUCGAGACGGUGGUCCAAACCCUGCGGAGAGCUCCGUGGCUGGUGCCCAAGCCUGCGUGAACCAGGAAGCCACAGGCGGAUCCGUUCCGGCCCUGGAGGACCAACGCUGCAACGGGAGCCUGCAUAAGAAGAGCCUGAGCCCGGCUGGGGUGGAGGACAGCGGUGCCCAGAGGUACAGCGCGGACCCCACCAUCUUCCUGGGUGAGAGAGCAUCCCGAGGGGACACCGACGAAGACGGAUAUAUGACGCCGAUGAAAGACAAAAGCUCCUCAGAAUACCUGAAUCCCAUUGAGGAAAACCCGUUUGUCUCGCGACGUAAAAACGGCGAGAUCCACGCCUUGGAUAACCCAGGAUACCACAGCACACCCAACAGCCAGCCCAAAGGAGAGGAUGAGUACAUCAACGAGCCCCUCUACCUCAACACCUUCCCCAGUCCCGCUGAGUUGGGCCUGGAGGCCUUGAGGAGAAAUGGUCUACCCCUACCCCCUUCUUCCAUCUCAGCUACAACUUCAGGCUCCCACCUCCCGCUUACCAUCCAGACCAGUCUGCCCCACUACCCCCUCCCCACGGCCCAGCCCUCUCCAUCUGGCAUGCCUUGCCACCACGGCCCACCAACCCACAUCCUCCACGCCCAUCACACCAUCAAACCUGCAGGACAACCUGGAAAUCCAGGUGGUGGCUCCUCCAGCCAGAGCCAAACAGGAACUACUGCCCAAGCACAGGUGUGCCAGUCAGGCGCCCUGUCCACUUCGGCCACCAUCGGGCACGGCAGCCUGCCAGCCUACCAGAGCCACGCCACCACGCACCCCGCCAGCUUGCUGAAGCACGGAGGACUGACAUCAGGUAAGGUCAGUGGGAAGAAGCUGAAGGUGACCUUUGACAAUCCAGAGUACUGGCAGCACAGCUUGCCUCCAAAAUCGUCUAACCAGGCGGGCCCCGAUGGCGCCCAGGGAGGUUCAACUAAUGCUAAGCUCUUCUAUAAGCAGAACGGACACAUACGGCCGGCGGUGGCUGAAAACCCUGAAUACAUGUCUGAGUUUUCCCUGAAACCUGGCACCGUCUUGCCGCCUCCACCCUACCGACAGCGGAACACUGUGGUCUAGAUCGUUCCACUCGACAAACGUUCCUUACUCUGACUCUAGCCUCCAGCAAACCCAGACAUCCUCUCCGGUUCCACUGUUCCACGCAGGAAGGGAGCGCCCACAAACCAGGGCCAACCCCCCGACUCUUUCCAAAUAACGUGCCAUCUGCUGUAGACUGUAGCGACAUCAGAAGGAGGUGGACCGAGCCGAACCAAGCAGACCCAACUCAGAAUCACACACCUUCACUAUAUCCAAUCCAGUCCAUUUCUGUUCUGUAGAUAGAGACUGCGCUCCGUGUCACUGAGAUCGUGAAGGUAGUUCUGGGGAAACAAUGCACACGUGACUGUCACACAGCAGUGGACGUACCAACAAGGUAGACCACAACAAGAUGGAUUCGACUUCGAGGACCUGAACUCACUGCCAGCCCCUGCGGUGUCAGAUUCAUGAGAGGAACAAGAUGUUUUCUUAUUUUUUUGUUUUCCACUAUAAAGGUCUGAGGAUGGACAAAACUCUUCUGCUGGGUUCUGAAUAAGCAAACAGACGGAGCAUACACAGUCUGUUAGAUGUCGAGAUGUGUUGUUUUGUGAAUGACCUUGUGGAGUGAGGCGAAACAGCAGAACAUGGAGGCAAAAAGACUGAAAGGUUCAGUCAGGAGAGUGACUUCCAGUAACAAAAAGACGGAGCACUGAAAGCUGAUCAAUCAUAUUCAAUAUUUUUGCCUAGAGGAUUAUACCAUACUUCUUUUUUCCAUCAAAUAUGUGAAACUCAUCUCAUCUUUCUACUGUAACUGUGAUACUGUGAUGGCCAAGACUACAGUGAUCCCUCCUUUCACAUUUGUAGUUCAACCAUGGACUUUUUAACUUUGGCUGAAAACACGCGGGCCGAAUGCUGUUUCUUUUGUUGUUUUCGCUUGACUGCUGUCUAGUGGGGAAAAAGCUGCUGAAAAAAAAAGAAGCUUUUUCCAAGUAAAAGGGAAAAAUACACUGUAAACAUUUUUAUAAACACUGGCUGCAGUGCUGAGAAAGAUGGAUUUUUAUACACUGGUUUUUCCUUUCAGAUCGUGAAGCUAUCAUAAAUGAGUAAAGAGUGUCUUGCCAUAAGAGGGUGUGGGGUAGGGGGGUCAUUUGGGGAAAUAAGACCAUCCAUAAAGCAGCUGAACUCAAAAUGGUGAUAAUAGAGAGUGAGGGAGAGAAAGGAAAGACAAGUCGCCUAAUGAAGACCUCAAGGAAUGAACAAGACAGCACCAGCAGAGCACAGUAAAAACAAUGUGUGUGUGUUUAUGUCAGUGUGAAUGUGUGUGUUCGCAUUUUAGUGAGCCAGCUCAUCCCCACAGGGAUAUCUGUGAAAAACUCGGUGAUGACACGGUCGACAGUUAAAACCCUUCAGGAUCACCCGUUAACCAACACUAGACUCGAUGCUGGUGCAACCUCGGACGAGGCUUCCGCCGUACGACUGCAGUCAAGUAGAAAACACCAAAUCAUUUCAGGUGACCGAGUUAUUGUUCGCCAUUGGACUGGUUAAAGUCAGGAAGCGUCACUUUAUUCAGGAUCUACUGAUACACGGAGGUUUUUAAAGAUGUGCCAAAAUGAACAAGUUUAGAAAACAGCAUUUGUCUCUGUCACAGAGUUCGUUUAGCUUGGGCCCAGUUUGAAUAAAUCAUAACCGCUUUUUUCUCCAGACCCAACAGAUCUGGACACGAUGCUGUUGUUCUUGAUCCAUCACCUUAAAUUAGUCGAUCAAAUAGACGAUUACAAAGCCAGUUUGGCUCCACUUGGCAGUCCUUGAUAACUAAAUCGUUUGAAAUGUUGAAAGUCUUUACUGCCCAAAGUCAGAACUCAAUAAACUGCUCUCCUGCAAAAUCUCUUAGAAAUUAAAUUUAUAUCCAACCAAUUUUGAAGGGAAAACAGUGUAGCUGAAGAAGCAUAACUAAAGUAAAUAACAAUAAAAUGUUCACUGACAACAUAUUACACAUUUUCCACCAAAAUAACCAAUCAGAUGAUCUAGUAUGCUCUCAGAGUAACUAUGAAGACACCAAACACACCCUUACCAACGUCUUUUGGUUGCUUAAACCUAAACACAUUCUUGUCUACUAGAUAUUUCAAUUAUGUACAACAAAGGUACAGAAAUAACAACAUAUUACACGUUUUUCACCAAAAUAACCAAUCCUAUGAUCCAGUAUUCUCUCAGAGUAACUAUAAAAACUUUCGCACCACACCAAAUUAGAAACAUAAAUAUAAUUUCUAGGAGACAAGGUACCUGAACCUACACACUUGUUGGUGAGUCACCUGACACCUAACUAGAAUUACUAACAUUGGUACAUAUGCCAGAUUUGCAAAUUAGAGGAGACUGUAAAGUCUUCAUUGUUUUGUUACUUUGUACUUUUCCCAACAUUGAAUUUUAGUUGGCACAACUAAAGUCAGGCAACUGCUCGACUAUACGACCACCGACCCAUCAAAACUUAGCGUCUCUUCUUUGCCCAAAAGUAUCCCGACUGAGUUUUACUCUUGAGAUCACCAAUAGACCUUGGAUUGCCCCCUUUUGCUCUCAAGAGAAUGGUUCUGAGCCUCACUACUGAUGCCUCCGCAGGCAAACUGCCAGUCAAUGCUGCUAAAAGCGCUGGUGUUACAGCCAUUAUUUCUUCCACCAAGCCAUACACCAAGCACCUGUGGGUGGGAAAACACUGCAAAGCUUGCCAAAACUUAGAAGAUGAAGGCGAACGUUUUGUAAUGAUGGUUUUCCUCCUGCGAUAUCUCACUAGAAUUCUCUUAGUUCAAUCAAUAUGAACAAAAUCUUGUAGUUCCUGGACCUUUAACAAGUUUUGCAAACCAUUAUCUGUGGAACAUUAACAUUAUUGCUUUGUCAGUGUUUUUUCAUCAUUCUGUCCAAGCUGUUUUUCUUGUGGAGGGCGUUUAUUUUGUGUAUUUUAAUGCCUGUGUGUGUGUGUGUGUGUGUGUAAAUGUUCAUCUGAGUAUGUUGUCCUCCCCAUGGAGCACUUUGAUCAAACUCGUGGGUAGAAAGAAAAGGAUUUCCACCCUUCGUUACUAAAAUAUUCAACUUGUUUAUCCGGCCGUUCACCACUUCAGGAAGCGUAAGCUUUAGCAAAAGUUCAUGCCAGGAUUUGACGAAGAAAACCCUUUUAGGUGGUGCUGACCAGCUUCAAGAAUGUCCUUGUUUCCAAGUUUUUUGUUUGCUUCAAACAGUAUUUAUGAUGCUGCUUUGAUGAUCUCAUGAUUAUUUGAUGAAGGAGUGUUUUGUAGUCCCUUUUGGAGCUCUGAUUCAAUGAAAUAGAGACAGCAUUUAAUAUCAAUGUGAAAUAUUUAUAGUGCGUUUUGAGCUUGUUUAUACAGAGCGUUGGAAGCGUCGGCCAAAUCUGGGUUUCAAGAAGAAGUGAGGGAGAAGAAACACACAAUGGCGUUGAAAAGAAAAACACAUGCAUUGGUUUUUCUCUCACUUGGCCUAAAUUAGACUGCAGACCCAGGCAAAAUAUGUGUUUGAAUCAAGAAUAGAUUAGACUAAAAGACUGAUGAGACGACCGGCCUUGUGUGUUCUCGUAAGCACUUCAGACACUCAGCGAGCCUCCGCGUUUAAUUGAAUCUUCUCAUGAGUUCAUUGCCAGAAAAUGAAAAUUAAAAAAAACAUUCCUGAACCUGAAGAUACAAGUUUGUCAGGUGUUGUAAAGGCCUUGGUCCCACAGUUUGUUUUCCGUCUGUGGAGGCAUCUUUUCCCUCCUCUCGACUGCGUAAUAUUCUUGUUUCAAACAUAUUUUGCCUUGGCGCUGGCCUGUGCUACCUGCUGCUAUUUGUCUCAGCCCUAAACACUCAUGUGGCUCAUGGCAGUUCAAGAACACACCAUGACAACUGGUGUCUAAGACUGAUUACCUGUUUUUUUUAAUUUACUUUUUACUGUUUCCUCCAAGCCAAGGUGCAGAGGCAUGUAGCCACGUUGUACUGAAGUGAAUCGUUCGAUAGUUCAUCCGUCUGCAGUUACCCACAAUAUAGGCUGCGAUAGAGUUUAAUGUAUAGUACAAUAUCACCUUGCAUGGUACCCAAAGUGAGUGUUUUACUGCCCUCCACCUUUGUAUCUCUUCACUGACGACAAUAUUAUAGUCAAAUCUGUGUCCGGGUAGUGGACAGCGUGGGAGGAAGUGAUUUUUACUGAAUUCAGUAGCACAAACAUGGGAUGUUUUCGUUUUUAGGACCCUUUAGAGUCUUUUAAUAGCAAGUUUUAUGUUUUCCAUAUUAUCAAGGAUGUUUUUUCUUCAAGGACUUGAAUCUGUGUUUUAUUUCUUCCCACUUUUGUGUCACAAAUUGUAUUUAACACGUCAUCCGAGUUGCAAUUCUUAGUUGUUCGCAUCUUGAUUGCACAAGUUCAUGUCCUGUGUUUU
Molecule: messenger RNA, 8888 nt
Organism: Larimichthys crocea (large yellow croaker)
Lineage: Eukaryota; Metazoa; Chordata; Actinopteri; Sciaenidae
Product: receptor tyrosine-protein kinase erbB-4
Exons: 27
Coding region: 311-4525 (1404 amino acids)
Biological process (GO): negative regulation of apoptotic process; protein phosphorylation; positive regulation of kinase activity
Cellular component (GO): plasma membrane; basal plasma membrane; signaling receptor complex
Molecular function (GO): ATP binding; transmembrane receptor protein tyrosine kinase activity; epidermal growth factor receptor binding
Source: RefSeq, a predicted model, not a curated record